CAGCCUCUGUAACAUCAAAGAUACCAACUUUUUACCUUUCAUUCACACACACUAUUUUUUAUGGUACAUCUUUUUUCUAAUGAUAUGAACUGAAUUAAAUUAUUGUUUUUCCUAUCUCCACGCCAGCAAUCCAACAUUCUACAAUUGGAUAGUGAAGAAGAUAAUAUAUAAAAGAAAGCUAAGAUUGCAUAAGCAAAGCAAAGAGCAGAGCUAAACAUGGCAUCGAUUACCAAUCCUUUGCUCUCUUCAAAUUUCUUUGGUUCAAAAAUCCUACUUUCUCCUCCAACUCCAAAAACUACUAAAUCACCAUUUCUUUUCCCUUUGUUCUCUACAAGAAAGUCUCAAUUAGCUCAACCUAUUCUCAACAAAAAACAGCCUAUUUCAGAUUCUUUGAAAUCAAUCCCAUCACAAGCCACUUUGGCUGCUUUGCUCUUCUCUUCGCUAACCCCACAAGCGUUAGCCCUAGACAAUUCUACUGUACCGACGCCACCGCCUGUAAUCGAAGCCCAACCCACCAAACCCAGCGCUUCCAAUUCCUCUCCUUUCUCUCAAAAUCUUCUUCUCACAGCCCCAAAACCCCAAUCCCAAUCUACUACUGACCUUCCUGAAGGCACUCAAUGGCGAUACAGCGAAUUCCUCAAUGCAGUCAAGAAGGGCAAAGUCGAGAGAGUUCGUUUCAGCAAAGAUGGUUCUGCUCUACAGCUCACCGCCGUAGACGGCCGCCGUGCUACCGUCAUUGUUCCUAAUGACCCUGAUCUUAUCGAUAUUUUAGCUAUGAACGGCGUCGAUAUCUCCGUAUCCGAAGGAGAUUCCGGCAAUGGUCUUUUCAAUUUUAUUGGAAAUCUUUUAUUCCCAUUCCUCGCUUUCGCUGGAUUGUUCCUCCUUUUCCGCCGGGCACAGGGCGGUCCUGGAGGACCUGGCGGAUUAGGCGGGCCCAUGGAUUUUGGAAGGUCGAAAUCGAAAUUUCAAGAAGUGCCAGAGACUGGUGUUACAUUUGCUGAUGUAGCAGGAGCUGACCAAGCAAAAUUGGAACUCCAAGAAGUUGUUGAUUUCUUGAAGAACCCGGACAAGUACACAGCUUUAGGAGCCAAAAUUCCAAAAGGGUGUUUAUUAGUAGGGCCACCUGGAACAGGUAAGACUUUGUUAGCUAGAGCAGUAGCUGGAGAGGCAGGAGUGCCGUUUUUUUCAUGUGCAGCUUCAGAGUUUGUGGAGUUGUUUGUGGGAGUGGGAGCAUCAAGAGUCAGAGAUUUGUUUGAGAAAGCCAAAGCAAAGGCUCCUUGCAUUGUAUUUAUUGAUGAGAUUGAUGCCGUAGGAAGACAGAGAGGAGCUGGUCUUGGAGGUGGAAAUGAUGAGAGAGAGCAGACUAUUAAUCAGUUGUUGACUGAAAUGGAUGGAUUUUCUGGUAAUUCAGGUGUUAUAGUGUUGGCUGCCACUAAUAGACCUGAUGUUCUUGAUUCGGCUUUGUUAAGACCUGGAAGGUUUGAUAGACAGGUUACUGUCGACAGGCCUGAUGUUGCUGGUAGAGUUAGAAUACUCCAGGUUCACUCAAGAGGGAAGGCCCUUGCAAAGGAUGUGGACUUUGAAAAGAUUGCACGGAGAACCCCAGGAUUCACUGGAGCUGACUUGCAGAAUUUGAUGAAUGAAGCUGCCAUACUUGCAGCUAGGCGUGACCUUAAAGAAAUUAGCAAAGAUGAGAUCUCUGAUGCUUUGGAAAGGAUCAUUGCCGGACCAGAGAAGAAAAAUGCGGUUGUCUCAGAUGAGAAGAAGAAAUUAGUUGCCUAUCAUGAGGCUGGUCAUGCUUUGGUUGGUGCACUUAUGCCUGAAUAUGAUCCUGUGGCCAAGAUAUCCAUCAUUCCCCGUGGUCAAGCUGGUGGUCUUACAUUUUUCGCUCCAAGUGAGGAGCGGCUUGAGUCUGGACUGUACAGCAGAAGUUACUUGGAGAAUCAGAUGGCUGUUGCAUUAGGUGGAAGGGUUGCUGAGGAGGUAAUCUUUGGUCAGGAUAAUGUGACAACAGGGGCUUCGAAUGACUUCAUGCAAGUUUCAAGAGUAGCAAGGCAGAUGGUUGAGAGAUUUGGUUUCAGCAAAAAGAUUGGGCAAGUUGCUAUCGGUGGACCUGGUGGAAAUCCCUUCUUGGGUCAACAGAUGUCAUCUCAAAAGGACUACUCCAUGGCCACUGCGGAUGUGGUGGAUGCAGAGGUAAGGGAGCUGGUGGAAAGGGCAUAUGCAAGGGCGAAGCAUAUCAUCACAACUCACAUUGAUAUUCUCCACAAGCUUGCUCAACUCCUCAUAGAGAAAGAAACCGUUGAUGGAGAAGAGUUCAUGAGCCUCUUCAUUGAUGGAAAAGCUGAACUAUUUGUUGCCUGAUUCCAUUUUUAGGCAUGAGCAAUCAUGUUGUAUUAUAUGUUUAAUUUACGAACAAGCACAUAUCAAAACCACAUUAGUUACUUGAUUAGUACUUAAAAAAAAGAUGUGUAUAUGCAGAUUAUAGUACAAUCUUCUCAAUUUUUUUUUGUCACAUUUCUUAAAGAGCUGAUCGUCGUUUUGCCAAAA
Molecule: messenger RNA, 2550 nt
Organism: Jatropha curcas
Lineage: Eukaryota; Viridiplantae; Streptophyta; Magnoliopsida; Malpighiales; Euphorbiaceae
Gene: VAR1
Product: FtsH extracellular protease family
Biological process (GO): proteolysis
Cellular component (GO): chloroplast thylakoid membrane
Molecular function (GO): ATP hydrolysis activity; ATP binding; metalloendopeptidase activity
Source: RefSeq, a predicted model, not a curated record